Molecule: messenger RNA, 1735 nt
Organism: Cynara cardunculus var. scolymus (artichoke)
Lineage: Eukaryota; Viridiplantae; Streptophyta; Magnoliopsida; Asterales; Asteraceae
Product: glycerol-3-phosphate acyltransferase 1
Exons: 2
Coding region: 1-1647 (548 amino acids)
Biological process (GO): cutin biosynthetic process
Cellular component (GO): membrane
Molecular function (GO): glycerol-3-phosphate 2-O-acyltransferase activity; phosphatase activity
Source: RefSeq, a predicted model, not a curated record
AUGGAUUUCUUAAUGGUGUUUCUCAAGUUAGCAGACUGGUUAGUCUACCAGCUGCUAGGUAAUUCGUGUUACAGAGCUGCAAUGAAGGUCAAAAACCAUCGUUUUUUCUGGUUAAGAAACCACCCAUCUCACAAGUCACCAUACCACCAGCUUCCAUUGUUUCCUAGCUUCACUAAAUGUUGUUUAACUAAAGAACAACCUCAAACUGUAGUCUGUGACAUUCAAAACACCCUGCUUCUAAACUCAAAGUCUUUCUUUCCGUACUUCAUGUUGGUUGCCUUUGAAGGUGGUAGCAUAGUCAGGGCAUUCGUCUUGUUAUUAUCCUAUCCUCUGUUACUUGUUUUAGACUAUGAACUUGGUCUAAGGCUAAUGAUCUUUAUCACCUUUUGUGGGCUUAAGUUGAAGGACAUGAAGAAUGUUGGAAGGUCAGUUUUGCCAAAGUUUUAUCUUGAGAAUUUAAACCUUCAAGUUCUUGAGUUGUUUGAAACAAGAAGGAAGUCUGAAACGAAGGUUAUCAUCUUUACAAGUCUUCCAAGAGUGAUGGUUGAAGGUUUUUGUAAGGAAUAUCUGAGUAUUGAUCAUGUGAUUGGGACUGAGUUGCAUAGUUUUGGGAGAUACUUCAGUGGUUUUGUGUCCAGUUCAGGUGUGCUUGUGAAGCAUAAAGCAGUAAAAGAAUGGUUUGGAAUUGACAGAAAACCAGAUAUUGGUGUUGGAAGUUGUGGUCUUCACGAUCAACUCUUUAUCUCUCACUGCAAGGAAGCUUAUGUGGUGAGCAAAGAAGAUGGAAAGAGGAGUGCAAGAACAGUGAUGCCAAGAGAAAAGUAUCCAAAACCCUUGGUCUUCCAUGAUGGAAGGCUAGCUUUCUUCCCAACACCAUUAGCAACCUUAUGCAUGUUUCUAUGGUUUCCUCUUGGGGUUUUGCUUGCAAUUUCCAGGCUUUUUGUGGGCAUCUUAUUGCCGUACCAUAUGGCGCGUAUCAUAGGCGGUCUAACCGGUGUAAAUAUACGGAUAGAAGGUUGUGAUUACUCAUGGGAGAAGAAAAACAAACAAAAUGGUGUUCUCUUUGUUUGCACACAUCGAACCCUUUUGGACCCUGUCUUCUUAACCAUGACCAUUGGUAAGCCGUUAACCGCGGUUACUUAUAGCCUAAGCAAGAUGUCGGAAGUGAUCUCACCCAUAAAAACAGUUCGGUUAACUAGAGACAGGAAGCAAGACGGCAAAACCAUGCACAAGUUACUUAGCGAAGGCGAUUUGGUUGUUUGCCCUGAAGGAACAACUUGUAGGGAGCCUUAUUUAUUGCGGUUUAGCUCAUUGUUCGCAGAGUUAACCGAUGAGAUUGUGCCGGUUGCGAUGAACACACAUGUGACCAUGUUUUAUGGGACAACGGCUAGUGGGCUCAAGUGCUUGGACCCUAUCUUCUUCUUGAUGAACCCUAGGCCAACUUACCAUGUUCAAGUGCUGGGAAAACUGGCUAAGGAGCUGACCUGUGGUGCAGGAGGCAAGUCUAGCCAUGAUGUGGCUAACCAUAUUCAAAAAACACUCGCUGCUGCUUUGGGGUUCGAAUGCACCAGUCUUACUAGAAGGGAUAAAUAUUUGAUGCUGGCUGGGAAUCAAGGGAUUGUGGAGGAUCAUAGAAGUCAAAAUUAAAGUCUUCAUCUUAGCAUGAUAAUAUCUUCAAAAUUACCAGUAUUUUGAUGUUUACCAUUGAUUAUUAUUUUGAAUAUAUAUAUUUAAA